AAGCGGCUGCCGGUCCGCAUUCAGAGAAGCGGCUGCCGGUCGACAUAGAGAAGGGGCUGCCGGUUCCGCGCACAGAGACGCAGCGGGUCGGCAAGCAGAGAAGCCGAGAUUAGUUUCCCAGGCGCAGCCUCGCCUUUGCGCCCCGGCCGCGUGAGAAAAAGCCGGGAAAGCCUCUCCUCUGCCGGGGCCAGCCUCGCUUCCGAGAUUGCUCUGCUCUGAACCGAACCGAGCCCUCCUCCGGCUGCUCGGCGGCCGUCCCUUCGAGGACCCGCGAUCCGGGAUUUCCCAGCCUUGCGUUCCCCGCUUCCCCGAUCGCUCCAUAACCUUCGUCGGGGUUACUGCCCUUGGUCACCCAACCGCUUUUCCUGGACCUCUCCUUGCCGCGGAAGGUCUUCUCCACGAGCCAGCCUGGCUUUCUUCUGCAGCUUUUGCUAGCUGGGUUCUCGUAAUCCGGUUUCUGCUUCUCGUGUUUCUCCCCUUUGCCCCCCCUCCGUGUUCUCCCAUGCUGGGGGAAAGAAUCACACCCCCCCCCGGACCCUGAUGGUAUAACGGCCCUUUCAUCCUCACCUUCAUCCCUUCUUCUGGUCUUCCUGAUGAUGGGGCGGUCUUCUCUUUUGUAGUUGCCCUUCCCCAUCCCCCUUCUUCCCCCUCCUCCUCCUCUUGACCUUCCAUCCUUCACAGGGUGCUUCUUUGAACCUUCUGAGGACCUGGGGGGUAUCGUCCCAUUCCAUGCCUCCUUAGAUCCUUCAGCUGGAGCCCUCAGUUGCACUCCUUGGAUUCUUCCUCUUUUGAAGAGUCUGGGUGACACUCUCUCUAUAGUUUCUCUUUUCUCUUCCAGCUCCCUUCACGCCUCCUAUAAUGGACUUUCUUCUCAGUGGGGUGGCUGCCUGUGGGGCCUGCCUCUUUACCAACCCCCUGGAGGUGGUGAAGACUCGGAUGCAGCUCCAAGGGGAGCUCCGUGCUCCUGGCACCUACACCCGUCAUUAUCGUAACGUCUUCCACGCCUUCUACACCAUCGGGCGGGUGGACGGGCUGGCAGCCCUGCAGCGAGGACUUUCACCUGCCCUGUUCUAUCAGUUUGGCUUCAACGGCAUCCGCUUGGGCACCUACGGGAUGGCGGAAUCGGAAGGCUACAUCCACAACCGGGAUGGGCGGAUCAGCCCGCUGCGGGCCACCUUGGCAGGAGCUUUGGCUGGUGCCGCAAGUGCCAUUGUGAGCAGCCCCCUGUAUCUGGUGAAGACUCACCUCCAAGCUCAAUCAGCUUCUGAGAUUGCUGUAGGACACCAGUAUCGGCACGAGGGAAUGUUCCAUGCACUGUGUGGGAUUCACAAAGAACACGGUGUGCUAGGGCUGUGGCGUGGAGCCAUUUCUUCCGUGCCCCGAGUCAUGGUGGGUUCAUCUACGCAGCUGUCAACCUUCUCCUUUUCCAAACAAUUCUUCAACCACCUUGAGGUCUUCCCCAAAGAGAGCUGGCUGAUUGCCUUGUGCGCCGGGAUGACCAGCAGCUUCAUGGUGGCCAUCGCCAUGACACCUUUUGAUGUGGCCAGCACCCGCCUCUACAACCAACCGGUUGGACCUGACGGCCAGGGCAUGAUGUACAAAGGACUCUUGGACUGCCUGGCCAAAAUCAUCCAGACCGAGGGCUUCUGGGGCGCCUACAAAGGGAUGGGUGCUUCUUACUUCCGCAUCGGGCCCCACACGAUCCUCAGCCUUCUCUUCUGGGAUCAGAUCCGCCAAGUCAACUUCCGCUGGCCGCAGGAGUGAAGCCGCUCAUAAGAGGGGGUGCUCACCCCAAUUUGCACAUCAAGACUUACCUCAGAGGGGGAGCCCGGACCUCGCUGUGAGUCGAGCUAGUCUCAGAGAUUUGACGCCAGCAGGCUGGCGACUUCUACGGUGCAGAGAAAGAUGUUGGUGGCCCAUUCCACGCCCUUUUGUGUUUGGCUGUUCUCACCUCUUGGUCCUCUUUCCUACUUGGCUACAGAUUGAGGAGUAAAAUAACGUGCAACUCUGUCCCCUGCCCGGAACAAUUAAUACCAAAUCGUUAACUUCUCGACUGAGGAGCCAACGCACCACGCAGACGCUCGUCCUGACUGGAAGCUUGUGCAGGAGCAUGCUGGCCCACUCUGUAGCGAAGCGCCAUUUUUCCAUUGCAGAAGAUGGACUUCUGUCUGCUUGGUAAUGGCCUCCAGGUCCCGGCUUUCUAGGAGAACCCCUAAAAAGCUUUCUUGGGGACUCUGUUGAGUCACUUCUACCCAGGGCGCAAAAUUAUAGGGCCUCCCUAAAGGUGGGGAGAGAAGUCCUGUUCAAGCUGUUUCCAUGGCAACCAAGUAGACCUAAAGGUAGGGCUCACCUGCGCCAGUUAAUCCAGCCUCUAGGUGGCACUAGAGUGCCAUCCUGCUCUUGCUGCCAUUUUCCCUCUUCUCUAUAUUUACAUACUAUUAAAGUUCUCAGGUCUCUUUUGUUACCUCCAGUUGGGUAAAAUGGUGGGUUAUAGGGCAACCAUUUUUGACUCCAUGCACCUCAAAUGGGCUAACUUACAGAAUGUGUCCAAAAUCUGGGCUCCAUGACUAGGAAUUGAAAUUUGGGAAAUUUGGGGCCAUUUCAGCGCACUGUUGCACCACCGAAUCAAAUAGUCAUCCUUUCCGACACUCCCUGACAUCUUCGGCAAUGGAGAAGCCAGAAAGGUAAGUCACAAGUUGUUCAGGUAAGUCUCCCCCACUCACACAACACCCAGUCCCUCUUGGCUUCACCGACAUUGGCCAUUCACGUACCGAUGCACAGCUGCGUCGCAGUUCUGCGUGUGAACGCCAUCUCAUACCAUCUGUUCUACAUCCCUGCUUACCCUUUCCGACCCAUGCUACAUACCUGUGCAUCCUGUCUGACCUUUUUUACACCCUUGCACACCUUUGCCGGUUCUUCACCCUGUUGGACCUCCACAGCACCUCUCACGCAUUCCCUGCACAUCCUUCCUGACCUGUUUUGCACCCGUGUGGCACCUUUCAUGCCUCCUUCUCAAUUCUCAUGAUACCUCCAACUUGUGCAGAAUCCUUUUUUUUUAUUAAUUCAACAGGAAAGCUACCAGGAAGUCUAAAUUUGAUGUAGCAGCAAGGAAGAAGGCAGGCAGGAAGGAAGGAAGGAAGGUGCCAGGCAGAUCAAGGAAAGCAUAUUGACUUUAAUUCCCAUGUUGGGGAAUUCUGGGAAUUGAAGUCUGCACGUCAUAAACUGUUAUGUUUAAUCUUCAAGGUCUCAUCACAAAAACACCAAGGAAAUUAGCAUCUUCCCAUGAGAAAAAUUUCUUAAUAAACUUAAGGGUCUCGAUCCAAAUCCCUCCACCUUCUUAAUCUUUUGCUAACCUUUCCAAAAUCCAGACACAAAACAUGCUUUUGCUACCUGGUCCAAGAAGUCAUAUAUUUUCAAAAAAAUAAAUAAAAAUAAAUCAAAUUUACACCAUCAUCCUUUUAAGGAGAAACUCACCGAUGAAUACAGUAAAACCUUACUGGUCUGAAGGGUCUUAAUCUCUCCGUUAUGCAAGGGAGGGGGAACAUCAAAAAGCAAUUAAGAAAUGGCCUCGACUUAGUGAUCGUAAAAAUCUGUGCUGCAACUCCCAGUCGCUUCGCUCAGAAGCCAAUGACAAAAAUGACAGUUCUGCUGUCAUGGUCUGCUCACGAGGAGUGGCUAUCCAGAGUCACGUGGAUAACAUCUACAAACUCUCUUCUUCUGGAGAGGUUUUGUCUAUAUGGAUCCAACAUCCACCGUGAUUUCCUUGUGAAUGAUGUCCUGCUAACAGAAGUGAUUGGGUGGGGGUGUGUGUGCAGAUUUUGGUCACAUUCUGUAAGUUAGCCCGUUUGAAAAACAUUGAUUGAAAACUCGUUUUGCCCAAUUGGAGGUUACAGACGUGAGAAUUUUAAUGUCCUAGAGACAGAUAAAGCUUUUGUUGAAGCUUUUGUGCAUUUUAAUCAAGCAGCAGACCUGAAGCCUGAAGGAUCCACAUAAAAGAGAGAAGAGUGCUCACUUUGGGUACUCCGAUCCACACAGUAAAUUCUUUCGACUGGACGCAGCAGUGAUGAUGCUAAGAGAUGACGCAUGGACACAGACCAUUAUGAUGACUUCUAACUGUUACACAGUUUUUUAAAAAAAAACACGUAUUUUCAAAGGUUGAUUUUAUUUUAUUUUUUACUACUCCCAGUUGGCCUUCGUGUCCCUUGACACUCAAGGACACAAUCUGGCCGAAACUCAACUGCACAAGCAACCUCAAAUUUCAUGACAAAACAUGUAAAGCCUAGAAGAGAUGGAAUUUGAAGGAAGGAAAAAAAGAAGCAGGAAGGAGCAAUCUUGCUUAACAGCAAAUUACGUUCUGUUUUUACAUUUCUUUUCUUAAUCUUCUUUUCUUUUCUUAGUCAUCUGAGGGUAUACAGCUACCCCAAAUAAAAAGUAUCUCUUUGGCAGUUGAUGUGUACAUUAUUUCUGUGGUUCAUGCUCCUUCCAUUACAGAGAGUGUGAAAAACACUUCUGAGUGCUAGAUUGCAAUCUAGUGAAUUAUCCAGAAGGUAGGUAACCCCAGUUUCCUUGGAUCACAUGUAGAAGAACACUAGGAAAUAGUUGGAGAGGUGAGUAGAACUACCCUUCCUACAAUCUAAUGGUUUUUUUUUCAGAGUUGGUGACUUUUAAGAUGCGUGGACUUCAACUCCCAGAAUUCCUCAGCCAGCAUGGCUAGCUGGGGAAUUCUGGGAGUUGAAAUCCAGGCAUGCUAAAGUCAAGUUUGAAAAACACUGGUCUAACGCAAAGCAAGUUGGCCUGAGUUUGCUUUUUACAAGGAGAACGUCCUUGGGCAUUCAGCGUCCACGUCCUCUUUUCCGUCGAGGGAUGAAGGAAGAAGAUCAAGAUAUCGGAACCGGCGUUCUCAUCUAGAAAGCCUCUGAACCGAACGGCCCUGUGAUCACGGCCGGGAUGGAGCAAAGCUGGAUUUUCAGCAGACAGAGAAGCGUCUUAACCGAA
Messenger RNA from Crotalus tigris (Tiger rattlesnake), 4995 nucleotides. It is a transcript of the gene SLC25A35, whose product is annotated as solute carrier family 25 member 35. The record is from RefSeq and is a predicted model, not a curated record. NCBI's taxonomy places the organism in Eukaryota, Metazoa, Chordata, Lepidosauria, Squamata, Viperidae. Bases 859 to 1764 code for a protein of 301 amino acids. The transcript has 5 exons.